This is a messenger RNA of Dermochelys coriacea (leatherback sea turtle), 2918 nucleotides long. It is a transcript of the gene SPMIP7, whose product is annotated as spermatogenesis associated 48. The record is from RefSeq and is a predicted model, not a curated record. NCBI's taxonomy places the organism in Eukaryota, Metazoa, Chordata, Testudines, Dermochelyidae.
UUGUAUGCUAGUGUUCCACCAUUGCCAAGCAACCAAGAGACCCUUUGCUCAUUUGACAGCUUCAUUCUUUCUCUGACUGGAUCACUCACUGCUUUUCAGGGAAGAAUUCACCAUUUGAACUCCUGUCUUGGCUUUUAUGGUCUCUGUUCAGUAUUUUUUCAGAGAAGGAUCUCUAGUUUUACUGUGGUUUGUUGGACAGGAUUUCAGAAAGUCCAAGAAAUAGAAGAGAGCGGGGUCUUUUUAAUUUACUAUCAUCUAAAACAAUAAAAGAAAAUGACCCUGGUUUCCCAGGGAGCUGAAAGGCAGGUAAAUGCCUUUAAAAACUCCAGUCGGUCAGCUGAGCCACUUCACAAGAUGGAUCACCAUCAGUAUCGAAGUCUGUUAAAAAUGUAUAUGCCUUUUGUGAGAGGACCUGAUUUCAAACAUGAUUUUGCCAGUUUCCAAGAGAAAGACAGUAAUUCUUUUCUUAAAUUCAAUCCUUACAGCCCUCCUAUGGGGCCAGAUUACCCUUUAUUCCCACACCGGGACAAUGUGCCUUUUGCUGAUCCCUGCUCAGGAUUCAUGAGCCCAGGAGCUGAUGCUGAUCUGCAGCCCUGCUGUGGCAGAACCAUUGAGUCCCUGGUGGAUUACAGUGAUGUGAAACCUCACCAGCGGGUCCCCAUCCCAGAAAAGACUGCACAGACUUCACAUACAAGGCAUGUGGUCUUGUUGGAGGAGGUGAGCCAGGACAGAUGGUGGAACUCCAGGGCAGUGUCAGAUGCUUCUAUCAGGGCAAGACUCGGAGGUUGGACAAGUCCAAUGAAAGUUACUCCUGCUUCAUCUAAACAAAGAGAUUCUUUUCAAAUUCAUAGCUUUGCAUUUCAUGUGGACCCAAAACUUAAGAAAUCAAGUGAUCCUCCUUCUGAAAGUUGGCGAGAAGAAAAAGCAAGGGACUAUUUCUACAUCUCAAGUACCCAAAAAGCUUAUGAAGAAGUUCCUUGGGAUAAGAUAUUACCAUCCAAAAUCCCACAGCUAGAAUCAACAGUAGAAGUGAUGGCUGAUCCCAUCUCCCAGUGUUUUACACUAAAAAGAUACAACCCUGCACGAGAAAUAAGCCAAAUUGUUGGGGGCCUCUGGGAUAGAUUUCAAACAAGAUCUUUUACUUCACCACAAAAACCAAUUGAUUUUGUAAGCCCAAGCUCUCGAACUCAACAUAUUCCUUUCUACACUGGCUGUGCUGGCGCAGAGAUUUUUGAGGACCUAGACAAUGCCAAUGUAGAUGUGAUUACUCUUGGCAGCGUUCGAACUUCAAAACCUCGCCACACAAGAACUGCUCACACUCCGAAUAUCCCUGGAUACACUGGCAAGGUUCAUUGGACAGCAACCCACCCGGCAAAUUCUAAUCUUCCAUCAACAUCCCCAUUGAUAAUUGCACAAAUGCAUGGAUACAUAGCAAAGUGUGGCCGCUCAUCUCGAUUUAAUCACCAGGGCCCUUUGUCUCAAAUACUUACUCCAGUUUAUCCUCAAAAUUCUUUUAACAAGGUGGAAAGAGAAACUAUUAAGUUUUAACAAUACCAAUCUUGCUGCCAGUGUGACUGUGAGUCCCAAUGGCCAAUGGUGGGAAGGAAGGAAAUGUGUGUAGUACGUACACCUUAAAAAUGGAACCAUAGUAAAAGAAUACAGAAGUGGGUGUCUGUGUGGACGUGCUAGUCUUUAUUACAUGUUCUUACUAUACUCAGUAUUUAUGAUUUGCUAUUGUUUAUGGUUAAAAUCAUUUGAGAAGUAGGAGGACUCUUCAUGGUUUGAACUAUAGUUACUGUAUUGAAUUUCAGUAUUAAGAUAGAAAGUGAUGUAUAGAAGGGCUACCCAUUAUACUGUAUUGCAUAUGCAGUGUAGUCUGUAUAUAUAACAUUUUUUCAAUUUAUAAAAAAAUAGUCAUCCUUUGUGCCUCUCAUCAGUAGCUCUCAGAGUGCUUUACAAAGAUGGGUGUCAUAGGGUGAGAUCUAGGCUACGCCUCUUGGAGAUGCAGCACAAAACAGCUUUGGGGAAAGGGAGAAGAAAAGGUGCCUUUUUUCUUCUUUACACCCUUGGAAUUCCAGAAUGAUCCAGGAGCCAAAAUGGCUGCCUUUAUAAUUUAGACAGCCUGCGGUGCUAUGCUAGGUUACAACAGCCUAUCCUGGACUUCCUGUGGGUGGCAGCAUUGCCAAGAAUGUGCAUUGUGCUAUGCGAUCACUCAUUCCAGUCCCUGGCCAUCCCCCCGGCACCCGGGUCUGUGAUAGGCCUGUGUAUUCAGCAUAUCUCCACUGAGGGAAUUCUCCCACAGCCAGCUAAGAGAAUUUCUAUGAUUCUUAUAUACUGCAGAGUGAUGUACACAGUCCAGUCCUGGUCAUGGGUUGGAGAGAAACCCACCCAGAGAAACUGAAAGAUAUAGAUGUUAUACCCAAGGUCACAGAGCAAGGCAGUGGCAAAGCUAAAAAAAGAACCCAGAUCUCCUGACUCCCUUUCCUCCAUCCUCACUCCUGGAUCAUGCUAGCUUCCUUUAUUGGGGCCACAAUGGCAUGUAGUCUGGUGGGUGUUCUCGCCUUCCUCACAGCCUCUCGUUAGCACAGUUGGCUUAGAAACAAUAGGAUUUGAGGUUCAUAUAAUGUUGUUAUGAUUACUGACUUGUCACAACUUGCCACCCGUGUCGAGUCUGGGUAAAGCAUAAAAGGGCCAGAUCCCAGAGGUAAAUGAGACUCAGGGUUGUGCAUUUGUUUCUUAUGCUCAUAAAGGAGGAGGAGUUUGAAGUCUUUGCAGACUGAGGUUCCCCCCACCCAGCCUUGUGGCCUCUGUCACUCCAUCUACCUUAAGCCCAGGGAGGGUCUACCCCAAGUUAUUGUUUGAUUUGUGGUAAAAGCCUUGUAACCCACUGUGAAACCAAUUAAAUGCCUGGUAUGUGA